CCAACGGUUGAAACGGCGAGUUUGGAGGACGGCUGGCCAAGUGAAGAGGGAAAGUGGCACAGGAGUUUCUCAGGUCGUGGAUGCACACACACACACUCACACACACACACAGAGAGAGAGAGAGAGAGAGAGAGAGAGAGAGAGAGAGAGAGAGAGAGAGAGAGAGAGAGAGAGAGAGNGAGAGAGAGAGAGAGAGAGAGAGAGAGAGAGAGAGAGAGAGAGAGAGAGAGAGAGAGAGAGAGAGAGAGAGAGAGAGAGAGAGAGAGACCAGGGGGGGGGGUGUCGUAGUUGAUCGGUGGGAGGGCCGUGCACGAUGUGGAGCACGAUUUCAAGCUUGAAGGAUAACAUAUCGCAGAUCGCGUCCGAUGUAUUGGAUACAGCGCAAGAAUUGGAAGCUGGUGGGAACUACAGGGACGCGGACGGUAAUGAUGGACCGCCCGCGCUGUCCGUCUUCUCUCCUGUUCGAGAACAAGCAGAUGAAGAACGAGAGGCGCAGCUUAAUUGGUACAAGGCAGAGGUUCGUCGGCUUGCGGAGUCGGAGACGGAGAUCCAGGCGCUGUCUAUGAAUUACGUCAAGUUGUUGAAGGAAAAAGAGGAAGAAGUGCGAAGUCUUUGGACGCUUAGCGAGGAGCUGAAGGCGAAGUUGGCCACAAAUGAUGCAGAGCGAGCUAGAAAGGAAGCUGAAAACUGUCGUGCUGAGAUUGAACAACUCAAACGGCAAAAUGCGGCUCUCACGGAGGAGCUCAAGCGGGCUAGGGAAAUCCAGCAGGAGCAAAUUGCGUCAUUGCAAGAGCGUCACCAAAAGCGUAUGGAGAGUCUCCUUGCCCGUCACAAGCGGGAGCUGGCAUCCGUACAUGUACAGACAGUUGCACAGUCAAGUGAAAACGAACAAGGUCCUCAUGCAUCCAAAGAUUCACCAGCUGGAGAUGAGAGCACUGAUGGUUGUGCAGAUGUGGCUGGGUUAACAGAACAAGUCAGACAGCUUAAGCAGCAGAUUGAAUGGGCUCGGGAGAGAGAAAAGGAGCUAGCUGAUCAGGUUGUGGAGAAAGAUAAUUUGUACGGACGCCUGAAGGAUACGCAUGAAACGGCGCUUGCCGAACUUCAAGCAAUGAAAGUGUCAUUGGAGAAUGAAAAGGCGGCUGUAGAGGAUGUUGGCGACCAACUCGAAAGAAGUCAAGUGAUGGCAGAAGCAUCAGCAAGAGAAUGCAACAUGCUGAAGGGUGAGCGCCAGCAUAUAAGGGCAGAGUGUGAACAGGCUAGACAAGAGUUGGAGAAACUGCAGCUGGAGACGAGGAGCACAAUGAAAGCAACAAUGGUUGCUCAUGAAAGGCAGCUUGCCAAUGUCCAGGCAGAGAGAGAGAGUUUGCAGAAGGAACUUGACCUUGCAAACAAAGAGGCAGAUAGAAUGCGUCUGCAGGUGAAGGCCAAAAUGUUGGCAGAUUCAGAUGAUCUGUUGAAUGGCAGAAUUGCCAAGGGCUUGCCUCCGAACGCUGCAGAACUGGAAAGUCAAGCUGAUGAGUGUUGAACAAGUUUGCAACUUUACAGAAUGCAUACAGUAAAUGGCCUCGGGGUCA
Molecule: messenger RNA, 1574 nt
Organism: Chara braunii
Lineage: Eukaryota; Viridiplantae; Streptophyta; Charophyceae; Charales; Characeae
Source: the annotation of a GenBank genome assembly